This is a messenger RNA of Lates calcarifer (barramundi perch), 1765 nucleotides long. Its product is annotated as transmembrane protein 272. The transcript is spliced from 5 exons. The coding region runs from base 1064 to 1585 and encodes 173 amino acids. Lineage: Eukaryota; Metazoa; Chordata; Actinopteri; Centropomidae. The record is from RefSeq and is a predicted model, not a curated record.
ACUGUCAUUGCUGAGCCUUUUCUAUCUCUGCAGAUGUAUUUGAAUCUCUAACUGACUUUCUUAAAGAUAAAAUGAGAUGUAUUUGUUGAGCCAGAAAUUGGGCUCAACCUUUAUAUAUAGAGUACAGGAUGAAAUGAUAAAAUGUUCUGUGUGAAUUAAUUUCGCCUUGUAGUUAUUAGUAUUUUACUUUAAUACUCAUGUUUAUCCAUAGUUAAUGUCAUUUAACCACUGUAUAAAACAUAGUGAAGUUACUUCAAAUAAAUAAAUACCAACAGUUAAGAAGAUACUUAUAAGAGGACACUGAGUUUGCCUGCCUGAGAUCUGUAGACAGGGAGGUUCACAACUGAGGGCCUCUAAUGGCAAAAGCUCAGUCACCUGUUGUGAUAAGUUGAUAUUUUCAUAAUCACUUCUGCUUUGGAGCAACUGUAGGAAAUAUUUAGACAUUCUUUUUUUAUUUCAACAAGGCAGGACAUAGCACAAGAAACAUCAGUGGUACCAUGUUUUAUCGGGUGUCAUCUGCAUAGCAAUGAAAGCCAUUGUCACACAGUGAACAGGAGGCAGGCUAGAUACAGUGCUGGCCAACACAUCUGACACUGUUGACUUAUACAAAUAUAUAUUAGUGCUGUCAUAAAUAAUUUAGUCUAAACUGAAAAACUGUGGAAACCGCAAAUAUCUUUCACGAUUGUUGAGUUAAUGAAAAAUCUUAAUCAGUGUCUCAUGUCUCUCUAAUGCACUAAAGCUGAACUAUUCAAGUUGAAAGGAUGUUUUGACUUUUUAUCACCAGACACUUAUCAUACAAACAUCAUGUUGCUACCAGGAAGUUCACACCCACACAUACCGUGUGUGGGUGUGAAAUUGUUUUUAAACCAUUUUGAAGCUGAUGAACAAUGUGUGGACAUGAUUCUCCAGACACUGCUCUUAAGAGAAAAGAUUAUCUUAUGGAUGUAAGUACAUAACAAUUGGCUCUGCAAAAUCCUUUCACUCUCUCUUCAAGUGAUCAGGGAGCAGGUACACUGAAGACGAACGCUCACACACAGACAGGUUGGAUUUAUCGUUAGUAACAAUGUCAGAGAGUGCCGUAUUUGAACGCAUCCCCAAACCUCCUAAACCUCCAAAAGAAACAAUUGCAUGUUCCCAGGUCAUUAUGUUGGUUUUGCCCAUUGCUCAACUCAUAAUAGGAGCGAUGUACCUACAUGACUGCCCAAGGCAGCCCUACAUCCCCAUCUAUUUGAUAGUAAUGGGAGUCAUCUGCCUAGUGCUGAAUUGGCUCCCCACCAUGCCAUGCUUCCCUUGUGUCAUUAAAUACAGAGAGGCCUGGGGCUGCUUCUUGUUCCUCUACCUCAUCUUCCUCUCCUGCUGGUUCAUCACUGGGAAUGUGUGGAUCUACUCCAUCUAUGAACCGAGCUACAAUGAAACACUGACUGGCAUGGACACCUACUGCAACAAGACACUCUACCUGUUUGCCUUCUGGUCCACCACCAUUUUCUAUAUCCUACUUCUAGGUUUCAUCGUUCUAUCCAUUUGUUGCCCUAUGUUCUGUGCUUGUUGCUUGUGCUGUUCUGCUCACACGCCUGAUUCUACCUAGAGUGUGUCAUCAGAUUUUUAUGAAAAAUACUGAGAUCCUUUAUAUCACCUCAAGGAUCAGCAUCAUGUUUAAGGGCAAGUAUGUUAUGGAUUUGUUAUUGCUGGUGCCAAUUCAGUUCCUUAGUUUAAGGUCAAAUACCAAUCAAUACCUGUUUAUUUUUCUACAACCUCGUCUUUCUCA